This is a messenger RNA of Protomyces lactucae-debilis, 2560 nucleotides long. RefSeq lists its product as uncharacterized. Lineage: Eukaryota; Fungi; Ascomycota; Taphrinomycetes; Taphrinales; Protomycetaceae. Bases 463 to 2463 code for a protein of 666 amino acids. The record is from RefSeq and is a predicted model, not a curated record. The transcript has a single exon.
CAAGAAAUGUUUGUUCCGAUAAGUCUGCCCAGCGUAUACCGCUGCCGCAAGCGACAAAGACCUCUUGACCGCUCGCUACAAUGAGUGCUGUUGGUCCAUCGGCUGAGCAUCUCGCCACACCUUCCACUUGGUAGAUUGGAUGUAGGUCCGCCAUGACACUGUGCUCCCCCACUAGCAGCUCUCCCUCAUAGACCUGCAAGCAAGCAGACUACAGCGCGUCGGUGUGUGAGCCUUUACUGCUUCUUGUCUGUGUCGUCUUCUCUCGCCCAGCAAAUUCUGCCCUCGCGACCACCACACAGCAAGGACUGGCGAAGAGAGCGUACAGGCUGUCCUCCCCCUGCGCGACUCCCCUGAGUCCAUUGUAUCCUGCAUAGCACAUCCAUUCAAGACAGCGCGCAAUGACAUGGGCCAGUCUUUGCUAGCCAUCCACGACACUCAUUGUUGCAAGACGCGACCACAAACAUGUCUGUCAUUGGAGAGCACGAAUACCGUGGUAUACAGAUAGGUAUCUCAUGGAAAGCAUUGGAUGGGCAGCGUGGCUAUCUCUACCUUGACUAUAACAAUUCACUCUCGAGCUCAUCCUCCCUUGUCACCUACUGGCUAUCGCCCAGAUCACGCGAAUGGAAGAACAUCAACCGGCGCGCAGCGCUGGAAGUGCUUGCCAUCGAUACUGAAAGACUCAAUCAAAAGGGCAGAGAUGCAGGUCCAGGCGAGAUCUUGAGGUAUGACACGGGACCGGCCAAGAUUGAGUUGGGCUCUGGUGUGUGCAAAAUUGGAAUAUGGACCAUGACUUAUAUCCGCAACGAAGAGAAGCUGAUAGCCGUCAGCAUCAGUGCACUCAAGUCGAGACUCGUGGCAAGUGCUGUUGUCAGUGGGUCCACUGUCGACGAGCAAGUAUCCGAUGCAUUGCUUGACCGCCUCAUGACUGUGCCCAAUAUCGUUGAAGCGUUGCAAGACAAGGUCAAGGUGGCCAAAGGCAAGGAAGCACCACAAGCAAAGAUCCAAGGCUCUCAAAAGAGCGAGAAGGGCAAAGCCGUUCAAGCAGGAACGGUCGAUUCAAGUGCAGACAAAUCAGCAAGACUGGCAAAAGCAGUCGAACAUCUCAAACUUCUCUGGCAACGCAUGAAGACUGUCUCCAGCCUCAGCGACGCAGACUUCCCACGAGAGAUGACGAUUAUGCUUUCAGAGAUGACUGCCGCUCAGCGCGACAGCUUCUUUAUUCUGACUGGCGUCUUCAUCGAAGAAGUAAUCAUGGAGCUCAUGCGCGGUCUAGUCAACGAUGCAGCAGCCUUCGGCAAAGAUCCCGUCGCCGCAAAGUCAGCCUUGUCGGUUGGCGAGUUUGUCAGAAUAUGGGAUACGCUUCAAGAAGGCAAUGCCUCACCCGAUGUACGAAAAGCCGCCAAGGAGUGCUUCGAUGCCUUGUCAUCAGGUCUUACCACGGUGCAGGAUCGAGUGGAGAUCAAAGAAGUUUUGGCAGAGCUGCAAAGCGAGAUUGAUGAACGGUAUCCCGCCGCUCGCGCCAUGGUCAAUGGCAAAAGCAAGGGCAAGGGAAAAGGGAAGCAGGCAAUGAGCAAGGCUGGGCAAAAUGCCAUGGAAGACGCAAUGGACUGGCUGCGAACGCUCUGGACGCGUGCCAACAAUGACUUGGCCAUUCAAGAACACGAAGUCGGAACAUUUUUGGAAGUGUGCAUCCAAACGCUGCCUGAAGAGAUCAAGGUGGCUUUCGACAAGCUCAACAUUGAUAAGGCAGCUCUCGCAGCUGCAAUGCGAAGUGAGAUACAAGAGGCCAGACCCUUGGCGCGUGACACUGGCGUCCCAUCCGACACGCUUGAUUUGACGAGAACUCCAAAACCAGGCAAGCCUUCUAAAGCAAUGCUACAUGCCGUCUCAGACUUACGUUCCAUUGUGACGGCAAGCCUACGUCAAGGUGGUUUCAGCAAAUUGGAAGUACCGGCUCUGAUUCAAUCGGCCAUCAAGACCAUGCCGCCAUCGACGAAGGAGUACUACGAGAAUCUCGGCGUCAACAUGAACGAUGCCGCUACCCUCUACUGGUUAGAAUAUCAGCGAGAGCAUUCGGCUAAUGGCGAAUCCGCAGGCACCAAGGGUAUUACUGCAAGCAAGAAGAGCAACGCACAAGGAAAGGGCAAACAUGACAACCGCAGCGCAACAACCUCGGCGCUCGUUGAGGGCAUGAUGGAAGCAGCACGAGGAUCUAUGUCCAUUGGGGCAACACCUGCAGCGCCCGCCGCCUCAUCUGGGGCGAAGAACAAGCAAGAGGUACAGCGCCCAGCUCCUGCUGGCCCAUUACCCGAUACUCCUUCAACAACAGUGCCAACAAACUUGUGUGUGGUCUGCUACGAUCAGGCACGGUUCGAGUGUUCCCGAUGUCACGCCAAGUAUUGCUCUGAAACAUGUCAGCGCGACGACUGGGCACACCAUAAGCCACUGUGCAAGAAAGUCUAGCACAAUUGUUGGUGAUUUCUUGCGAGGACUGAAUAGGAAUUCUAGCAUAGUUUCUUCUCGAUUGACUUAGACUUUAAUUGCAUCUCACUACAAUGUA